AUGUCGUCUCUCAUAGCUCAAUUCCCGAGUCUUUCAAGCAUAGUUAGUGGUGUUGCUCUUCAUCUCUUAGUCCUUCGGCACGGAGAGUGGGAUCAGAGCGCACCAGUCAUCGUUGCUUGGUACUUGGCCUUUGUGGCCGUCGGAUUAGUACUGCCUAGUGUGACGGAAUUCCAGGUGGGUGCUGGUCCAUUAUUCCAGUCUUUGAUAUGUCACAUUGCUGGUCUCUUCAGUAGCAUUUUCAUAUACCGGGUGUUUUUUCACCGGCUGCGAAAGUUUCCAGGGCCUAUCCUAGCCGGUAUCACGGCCUUCUAUGCGACUUACUUGUCAGCCAAGAAAUUUCACAAAUUCAAAGAGAUUGAGAACCUUCAUCAGCAGUAUGGUGAUUAUGUGCGCGUGGGACCUAGGGAGUUGUCCGUUGCAGACCCGCGAGCGGUACUGUCCAUCUACGGUCCUCCCUCGAAAACAACAAAAGGACCCUUCUACGAUGGGGUGCAGCCAUUUAUUUCACUACACUCUGAUAGGGAUAAGAAGCGACACGCUCGACGCCGAAGGACUUGGGACCAUGCAUUUAGCACAAGUGGUAAUUUCCCACCCUUUAAUCGUCGAGACUACGUUAACCUGUUGAUAAUAGCUCUUCGAGAUUACGAACACCGCGUAUCAAAAUACAGUUCGCAGUUGCUCUCAGCUGUGUCCGACCAAGUUGGCCAAGCAAUCGACAUGGGCCGCUGGUUUAAUUAUUAUAGCUUCGACAUUAUGGGAGACUUGACCUUUGGAAAAUCAUUUGAGAUGCUUGUUACUGGGCAAGAUUCUUAUAUGCUGUCUACGUUGCACAAUGACCUUCAGUCCCUUGGACCUUUUCUCCAUGUGAUGUGGUUUAUUCCUUUCUUCAAAAUGAUACCGGGAUUGAAUAACAGCUACACUGCAUUUUGGAAAUGGCUCUAUGAGCAGGUGGAUACUCGAAGCAAGAAUGAACCAGAUGAACCAGAUAUUUUUACUUGGCUCUUGAAAGAGUUCCGAACAGGAGAACAGACGGAAAAGGGCAAAUUGUUUCUACAUGGCGAUGCCGACCUGGCCGUCGUCGCUGGGAGUGACACAACGGCAGCAACACUGACAAAUCUGUUUUAUGAACUUGCGAGCUCGCCAACAUGGACAGCGAAACUCCAGUCUGAGAUAGACGUUGUUAAUCACUCGACAUAUCGAGACUUGGCUCAUAUGCCACUUCUCAGCGCCACCAUCGACGAAACACUUCGUUUACAUCCGCCAUUGCCGUCAGGUAUGCAGAGAGUCACACCUCCACAGGGAAUUAGGUUAGAUGAUGUCUAUAUUCCCGGUGACUGUAUCGUGCAGAUGCCUUUGCACACGCUCUUUAGAGACGAACGCUGCUUUGCUCAGCCAACGAAGUUUAUUCCGGAGCGCUGGACCACUCAGCCGGAACUCGUCAAGGAUAGAUCUGCGUACAUUCCGUUUGGGAGUGGGUCGUUUGCAUGUGUCGGAAAACAGCUUGCUCUGAUGGAGAUGCGACGUGUUACCGUAGACUUGCUAUCGCGAUACGAUGUGACUUUGGCAAAGGAACAGACGCAUGAGGAUUUUCAGGAGGGUCAUCAGGACGUUUUCACACUCGUCCACGGUCGAGGCUUGCAGCUUGUAUUUACUGAGCGGAAGAGCCGAAAUCUCUAG
Molecule: messenger RNA, 1677 nt
Organism: Talaromyces rugulosus
Lineage: Eukaryota; Fungi; Ascomycota; Eurotiomycetes; Eurotiales; Trichocomaceae
Exons: 5
Coding region: 1-1677 (558 amino acids)
Molecular function (GO): monooxygenase activity; heme binding; oxidoreductase activity, acting on paired donors, with incorporation or reduction of molecular oxygen
Source: RefSeq, a predicted model, not a curated record